AUGUCUAAUGCAAAAGAAAGAAAACAUGCUAAGAAAAUGAGAAACCAACCCACCAAUGUGACUUUAUCCUCUGGCUUUGUGGCUGAUAGAGGAGUAAAGCACCGUAACAGAGGUGGGAAACCUUUCCAAGCUCAAAGACAAGAAAAGGCACUGAUUCAAGACUUGUUCUUAAAGAUGUUGUCAUUUCCUUUGACAGCUUCCACUUUUGCUCAAGCGCGAGCUGCUGAAAUCAGUGCUAUGUUAAAAGCCGUGACCCAGAAGUCUUCUAAUUCACUGGUUUUCCAGACUCUGCCACGGCACAUGAGACGAAGGGCCAUGAGCCACAAUGUCAAACGCCUUCCUAGACGAUUGCAGGAGAUCGCUCAGAAAGAGGCAGAGAAAGCUGUACAUCAGAAAAAAGAACAUUCAAAAAAUAAAUGCCACAAAGCUCGAAGAUGUCACAUAAACCGGAUGCUAGAAUUUAACCGUAGACAAAAGAAGAACAUAUGGUUAGAAACGCAUAUCUGGCAUGCCAAACGGUUUCACAUGGUCAAGAAGUGGGGCUACUGCCUCGGAGAGAGGCCAACAGCCAAGAGCCACAGAGCCUGCUAUCGAGCCAUGACACAACAUUGCCUCCUUCAGGAUUUAUCCUACUACUGUUGUUUGGAGUUGAAGGGCAGAGAGGAAGAAAUACUAAAGGCACUUUCUCAAAUGUGUAGCAUAGACACAGGAUUGACGUUUGCAGCAGUUCACUGCUUGUCUGGAAAGCGCCAAGGGAGUGUCAUGCUUUACCGGGCAAAUAAAUAUCCCAGAGAAAUGCUUGGGCCUGUUACAUUUAUUUGGAAGUCUGAGAUGAUCCCAGGUGACACCUCUGAGAGCAGGCAGUUGUGGAUCUGGCUUCAUCCAGCUGUUAAACAGGACAUAUUAGAGGAAAUAAAAGCAGUGUGCCAGUGUACAGAACCUAUCAAAUCAACUGUCUGCAUCCCUGAGCUUCUGACAUCAUCUCAAGAAAAAAACCAUACUGAACUGCCUGAUGAGAAAAUUGGCAAGAAAAGAAAAAGGAAAGGUGAUGGAGAAAAUACCAAACCAAUUAAAAAAGUUGUUG
Molecule: messenger RNA, 1084 nt
Organism: Galeopterus variegatus (Sunda flying lemur)
Lineage: Eukaryota; Metazoa; Chordata; Mammalia; Dermoptera; Cynocephalidae
Product: ribonucleases P/MRP protein subunit POP1-like
Exons: 6
Biological process (GO): tRNA 5'-leader removal
Cellular component (GO): ribonuclease MRP complex; nucleolar ribonuclease P complex
Source: RefSeq, a predicted model, not a curated record